Messenger RNA from Artibeus jamaicensis (Jamaican fruit-eating bat), 936 nucleotides. It is a transcript of the gene OR5BS1, whose product is annotated as olfactory receptor 8S1. Gene Ontology annotation, molecular function: olfactory receptor activity; G protein-coupled receptor activity. Gene Ontology annotation, biological process: G protein-coupled receptor signaling pathway. The record is from RefSeq and is a predicted model, not a curated record. Lineage: Eukaryota; Metazoa; Chordata; Mammalia; Chiroptera; Phyllostomidae. The transcript is spliced from 2 exons. Gene Ontology annotation, cellular component: membrane. Bases 1 to 936 code for a protein of 311 amino acids.
AUGGAAAUUGGCAACAUAACCACAGUCACUGCAUUUGUUCUCCUGGGACUAUCCAACAACCCUCAGACCCAGGCAAUACUCUUUGUACUCUUCCUGGUGAUUUACCUCCUGACCCUCAUGGAAAACCUGCUGAUGCUGCUGGUGAUCAGAGCUGAUUCCCAUCUCCACACCCCCAUGUACUUCUUCCUGAGUCACCUCUCCUUCCUGGAUGCUUUCUAUUCCUCAAUCAUUGUGCCUAAGCUGCUAGAGAACCUUCUUUCCAAGUGGAAGACUAUAGCCCUUCUUCAGUGUUUCGCCCAGAUUUCCUUGGUCAUAGUUUCUGGAGCCACUGAAGCAUGCCUCCUUUCCGUAAUGGCCUAUGACCGGUUCCAGGCUGUGUGCCACCCACUGUCGUACAUGGUGGCUAUGAACAGGAAAGUGUGCAUUGGCCUGGUGGGAGCAUCCUGGGCCAUAGGAAUGGCGACUGGCCUAGUAAACACCCUUCUUCUGGCUCAACAGCACUUCUGUGGCCCCAAUCUCAUCAAAAGUUUUGUCUGUGAGCUUCCACAAGUGCUCCUCUUGGCCUGUUCUGACCCUUACAUUAGCAAUGUCACCAUCCUGACAACCAUGGUGGUCCUGGGCUUUGGCACCCUUGUCCCAUUACUGGGUUCCUACACCCGCAUCAUCAUGGCAGCCCUGGGCAUCAACUCUACCUCAGGUCGAAGCAAGAUCUUCUUCACUUGCUCUUCUCAUGUUCUUGUGGUCAUCAUCUUUUAUGGUUCAGGAAUGUUCAGGUACAUGACUACAGCAUCUGGCUCAGUCCUGGAGCAAGUGCUCUCCGUGCAGUACAGUGUGGUGACCCCUCUGUUAAACCCCCUCAUCUAUAGUCUGAAGAACCAGGAGGUGAAGGCAGCUCUGAAGAGGGUGCUGGCCAGGAAGCCCAGGCUGACCUUAUAA